Lates calcarifer (barramundi perch) is the source of this 8310-nucleotide messenger RNA. RefSeq names its product G-protein coupled receptor 26. Lineage: Eukaryota; Metazoa; Chordata; Actinopteri; Centropomidae. Gene Ontology annotation, molecular function: G protein-coupled receptor activity. The transcript is spliced from 3 exons. Gene Ontology annotation, cellular component: membrane. Gene Ontology annotation, biological process: adenylate cyclase-activating G protein-coupled receptor signaling pathway. The record is from RefSeq and is a predicted model, not a curated record. Bases 5125 to 6147 code for a protein of 340 amino acids.
AGCACUUAAGUGAACUUGAUGUGGACAGUUGCCCAGUUAGAUUACAUUUCAGCAGCUGUUCGUCAUGACCAAGUACACUGCUCUGAUUUUCUGUCCCUCUAAAUAAUUUGCACCCAAACACAUGGAAAAAUAAGGCUCAUCCUUUAAUGUACUAAAACAGUCAGAACAACAAGUUAAUUAUCUUUCAGUGGCUGAAAGGCAUAAUAUAAAGUAGUGAGGAUCUGUUCGCUGCUUGAGAUUUAUUCCAUGAAGCUGUCCAAAGGCAUUGUGUUACCCACUACUGUAUGCUGUGCUGUGAUUCUCAGGCAAGACAUACCGACCACGGAGUUACCUAAUGCAUGACCUGAGAUCCUCCUCUGCUCCCCCCUGGACUCAGGCAUUACUCUGUGCCCCCAGGACACUGUAACAGCAGUGAAUUUCAAAAGGCGCAGCACAGGUACGAGCUCCAAGUGACAUCCCAGGUACCUGGACAGCCGCGGGGGGAUUUCAUGUGCUGUGCUGAGAUCACACUUUUUUUUUCUUUCUUUUUUUCCCCUCAACAUCUAAGGCACUUCUCUUGCUGCCUAAAGGUGAUCAGGAUGUUGGUUUGCGUGAAGGUCAGGCACAGUUACAUAAGAUCACUGGUUAGAAUGAAAAGUUGAAAGCUUUCAGAGCAGUCUUUGUUAUGAGGCUGAGGUUGUGAGGUGCCCACAAAGAUCCAUUUUGCUCUCAGUGUGCUCUGCUCCAGUCUUCCUCUCCCUGCAAAAACACCACAUUCAUUGUGUUGCUCUGUUUGUGCACUGAACACUGCUCACAGUCUAAUUUAGAUUUGACAAUAACAUGCGUCUACCGUACAUAAUAAUCUGAAGUGUAUGAUAUGAGCCUGUUUUUCCAUUUAUAAUUAGAUCUGCAGAGCUGUAACUGAUUCCUUUCACUCUUGAUUCAUCUGUUGAGUAUUUUCCACAAUCAAUCAAUUGCUUGUUUUGUCCAUAAAAUAUCAGAAAUUAUUUUUUAAAAAUCUCACAACUUCUCAGGGUACGAGACAUCUUCACAAUGCUCAUUUUGUUGGUCAGCAACACAGAAAAUCCUCAUUUGAGAAGCUGAAACUAAACUAGACGAUGGUCAAGACGAGGUCAGAACCACACAUGGGGAGGCAAGAAAAAUCAAAACCAAUAUUUGGUUUGUGACUCAAUAACUGCAAAACUAACGACAUCCUCCACAGCCUCAGCUGUACUUCAUUUUGUGCUAGUUAGCAUGUUAAUGGGCAAAGAUGCUAAGCUAAGAAGAUGAAUGCUGUAAACAUUACACCUCAUUUACACCAUGUCUGCAUGCUGAUACCACUAACAGGUCAUGGUUUUCAUUUACUCUGUUAGCAUAACUACUGUAUGAUGUAGCUUUAGCAUGCUAGCUAGCACUGUCAUUGUAUGCUGGUGUUAGCCUUUAGCUCAAAGUAUUGCUGUGCCUAUCUGACCUCACAGGGUUGCUAGCAUGGCUGCACAGUGGUCUUGUUUACUUAUCAUUUCAGCAGUAUAGAUGAACUGACAGGCUCUUUGACUGACCCACAGGCUGAGAGCUGUUCUCUGUGACAUGUAUUAGUCAUUUAAACCAUUUACCAAGCAAAAAUGCCAAACAUUUGCUGAUUGCAGCUUCUGAAAUGUGAGGAUUAGCAUUGUAAAUUGAACAUCUUUGUGUUGUGGACUGUUGCUCUGACACAAAAUGCCAGUUUAAUAUGUCAUAUUUACCUCCAGGAAAUCUCCAGUGAUGGGCUGUUUGUCACCAUUUUCUGACACUGCAUGAAGUAGACAAUUAGCACAUGAACCAAACUAUAAGUUGCAGCCUUAGCGUGAAUUGGCGGGGGCAUCUUACAGUUGCAUCAAGAGCAUUUAAUCCUAAUUGAACCUAAAUGUCGACUCCCCUGUCUGUCUGUCUGUCUGUCUGUCUGUCUGUCUGUCUGUACUGUCGACUCUGACUCGUAAUCAAAUGUAAUUUGUUGCAUUUUUCCCAAACUCAGAGCCGGAGACCAGCGUCUUUCCCCUCCCUGCUUUUGUCACAUUAUAAACUAGCGUCAGUUUAUGGUUGGACGUGGGGACAAAAACAGCCUUUGUGACUGUGUGAGCAGUGGUUGGUAAUCAGUGAAUAUUUUCUCGUGAUUGAAUUAAUUUGUUAAAUUGCCACAGGCCCUUGGGGCAUUUUGGAGGAUACCAAAAAACUGCACUAGCUGAUUACUUAACACAUAAAAGCAUCCUCUCAAAGCGAUCUCAUUUGUGGCUGUAAAGCUGUGUUCUGUGCUUCGCUCUGAUACCUCGGUUAGGUAAUACACCGGUGCUGAGAGUUAUAUUGGAGGUGACACCCCAUCAAGCCUAUAAAUAGCUUUGCACUUUUCCCCCAGGAGCCCAGCUGUAGCUUUCUCCCAGGCAUUUGAUCACUGGUAUUGUAGGGUACUGACAUCACCCAUCGCUGCUUUGUCUCUCUGACUUUCUGACUCCUGCGCACCAAGAAACACACUGGCACCCUCGGUGCUGUAGUAGCUUCAUUACAGCUGGAAUACUGUACAUAAAAAAGGCUUUCAUCAGCGGCUGUGAUGGCGAUGCUUUUAAGAGACGGUCACUGCACUGAUAGUUCGCCUCAGGGUUUCCCUCAACUACAUUCAAUGAUGACUCACCUAUUCACUUUAAAUACUCGACUUCUGUAUGAUGGCUACAAGCGAUGCGGCUGGCUCAGAGUAAAGUGAAUUCUCUGACAGUGUAUCACUCUCAAAUAAAUAAAACAGUACACUUAAUUGGAGGGGAUGGGGAUUCAGGCACAAGCCCAGUGCAAGCCUCAUAACAAGUGGGAGUAUGAAGCGAAUGAAAAUGAAAAAAGAUAUACAAAACCCCUGCAGGCUGCGUCUGACCCCAGUGAGUCACUGUCUACACAAGCUUCUCCAGAACUGGGCAUGACUCAGUGACGAGCGCUAACGUUUCUGAAGUGCACUUCUGUUUCUGUUGCUACAGUAUGUUACUCCAAUUUGGACUGGGUACCAUUUUAACUCUCAGUGUUUUAUGCCAUGAAUUAACGCAACAGUGAAGGUUAUCAUUUCCUGGAGCUGAUGUGUUUUUGAGACUCUUCUUUAUUCUACACUGACUCCUCAAGGAAGCAUGAGGAAAUGGUUAAACAUUAUAAACACAGCAGAAUCCACCUUUACAGAGGGUUAAUAACUAGUGUUUACUAAUUUAUUCUUUCUUCUAACAGGGAUCACGUUUACUGUUUAAGCUGUUGCUUUAUUGAUGGUUAGUAAAUCAUUACUAAUGCUUAUGGAUCAGAGAGAGACCAUUAACAUGAACAAAUUUUACAUGUUUUACAUAGUGUGUGUGUGUGUUUACCCCCUUUUCUACAGGGUUUACCAGCUGAAUUUAUUAGAAGUUAAUAAAUAAUUUACUACUUUAUAGAUCAGGGUUGCCAAGUUAGUAGCAGUGGAUCAUCAGACUUCUUGUGACCAUUUAUUAAUGACUUGGUACGACAUAUAUCCUCUAACUUGAGGCUUAUUAGGAAGUGACAAACCCAUUAUCUUUAAUGUUUUUUUCUUUAGUAUUUAUUCAUGAAUUAAUAACAUUUAUACCUGCAUUAUUACCACAUAAAAAGAAGGGAGGAACUCUAGCCAAAGAGCUUUUCCACAACCCAGAAAUUUCCUCUGACCAAUAAAGCUUUGAUUAAGCAAUUAUUAAUCAUAAUAAACCUGUUAGUUACAGCUUAUAAAUACUUUAUAAUGGAUGUGGUACCCUGAGAUGUAAUUAAUUAUUCUGUAAAAAUGGGCUGCCUGUCUUUUAUGUAGAAAAUGAAAAGGAGGUUUUCCUUAUUGUCCACUUCUGGAGAACAUGUGAAAUAUAGCUGGUGUGUCUGCUGCCAACAAAUAAUACAAAUGACCGGUGUUAGAUAUUUCCACUAAAUUUGACACUAAAACAGUGGUUCAGCUGUUUAAAAAAAGCUAUAUAAAUUCAGCUACAUCUACCACUGCUGGUGCAGGAUGACAUGUCAGAGUGGCGCUCAACAAAAUUCAUUACAAAAUUAACUCAACUUUUCUGUUAUUUUUUAUAUAUAUCUCCAGUGUACAAAGGUGUAAUAAACUCAUAUAUCUGCAACUGUAAUUCAGAUACAUUCUUGAGCACAGAAUCAUAUUUACCAAAGAAAAAGAAAGGUCAUAUUCCACCAUCAUUAACAUUCUCUUGUAAACAGUAGCCCUGUUGUAUAUUUUUGCAUACCAGACACAGAUUAUAAUACUACACACUGAAUCUACAGUAGCCACAGGCCUAUAAAUAAUUCAUUUCAGGAAAGGGAUCUAUUUGCCCCCGUGCCUCUCUGGCGCGCGCGUGUGCACCUGGUGCCAUUUGGCCACUGGACGCCGCAGACGCGUCUCCAAUUAUCCGGGAGCACAUCCCUGGAUUUCUCCUGCGCCCUUUGCCUCCAGAUCCGCAUUGAUUUGAGCAAAGCGUGAUCAAUGCGGGCGACACGAGAAACUCGCAGAUGAAUAACUUAAAGCCGGGGGGUGAUUGAUUGAUUUGUAUUUGCGCACAGGUUUUUGCGCAAAGAAAGAGCAAAUAACACAUAAAGAAAGGGGAAAUCUCCAGUGUGGGGGGAGUGAGGUGUGACUUUGGGUGUUUUGAGAGGACAAGUUGUUCCCAUGUCACUGGGUGUGUGACUUCUUCACGUGAUACGUAAAAAAAGAAAAGAUUAUUUCAAUAGGCAUGCUGCUUUCCACCCUGGUCCUCCUCAGUCCCCCCCCUGCCAGACCUGUAUCUGCCUGCUGUUUAAACGGUCGCAGCUGCUGAGAGACACACACCCUGCUCCACCUCGCGAAGCUUUACUCCCGCUCUUGACGGAUGUUAAUGGGGAAAUAAUCGGUAACUUUGAGAGGGAGGAGGAGGAGGAGGAGGGAGAGAGAGAUGAUGGUGGUGGUGUUGGCGACUGCUGCUGCUGCUGCUUGGGUUCAGCACGCUGGACAGCGCUCGUGGGAAGUUGGACAGGACGGCUGCGCGCGCGGACACACGAGGAUUUAAAUUGAGAUUAAUUCGCUGGAGAGAUGAGCGACGGGUGACCAUGGUUGAUUUCAAGCGUUCACCAUCGACAACAGGCGCAGGUAACCCGACAGCGGACUUUCCGGAGUAAGACAUGGACUUUGCUGAAAUCAUUUUCGCUUUGUUCAUCGUCGUGGUCGCGGUUGUCUCGCUGCUGUCAAACUUGUUGGUGCUGCUAUGUUUCGUCCACAGCACCGAGAUACGCCGACAGGUGCCCGGUGUUUUCACCAUGAACUUGUCCUUCUGCAACAUACUCAUCACUGUUCUGAACAUGCCGGCCACUUUGGUGGGGAUUAUCAGGAACCAGCAGCCUUUCGGGGAUUGCGUUUGCCACACGGUGAGCUUUCUGGAGACUUUUCUGACCGCGAACACCAUGUUGAGCAUGGCAGCCCUCAGCAUAGACCGGUGGAUAGCGGUGGUCUUCCCGCUCAGUUACUCCACUAAAAUGCGCUACAAGGACGCACUGAUCAUGGUGUGCUACUCCUGGCUCCACUCCUUCACCUUCUCCCUGACGGCGCUGCUCUUCUCCUGGGUCGACUACAGCGACGUUUACGCGUCCUGCACCUUGCAGCCGAGCGAGGAAGGCAGCGACAGGAUUAAGUUUACAGUCUUCACUGUCGUUUUCCACGCCACGAGUUUCAUGCUCUCCCUGCUCAUCUUGUGUUUCACCUACUUGAAGGUGCUGAAAGUCGCCAGGUUUCACUGCAAGAGGAUUGACAUAAUCACCAUGCAGACUCUUUUCCUGCUGGUCGACAUUCACCCAAGCGUGAAACAGAGAUGUUUAGCCGAACAAAAGAGGAGAAAGCAAAGAGCCACCAAGAAGAUCAGCAUCUUCAUCGGCUCAUUCAUCAUCUGCUUUGCUCCUUAUGUAAUUACAAGGUUGGCUGAGCUUCUACCUUUUGUGGACAUCAACCGCCACUGGGGAAUCAUCAGUAAGUGCCUGACAUACAGCAAGGCUGCGUCUGACCCCUUCGCCUACUCCCUGUUACGUCAGCAGUACAAGAAAGUCCUGGUUACAGUUGUCAACAGGCUGCUCCGCCGUGACCUGUACCCCUCAUCUGGCCAUAACAGCUCUUUAGACACAGAGAAUGACUACUGUCUCCAGAGGAUCAGCUAAUGGCAAAUGCGCCGACAUGACAGAUACACACUACGGGCCAAAAAUAAAGGUUGCCUUUUGGAAGGAGAAGAUGGGUGGAGGAAAAGAAUAACGAGGGAGACAGGGAGGACAGGAUAUUGUUAGGAAGGGAAAAGAGAGUAGAUAGAGGGGACAGAAUGUGGGUGGGGGGCGAAGAGAGAGCAAAAAAUAAGGAAGAUAGUGGGUGGAGAAGAAUGAAAAGACAGUAAUGAGGGGGAGGAUGAACAGGCAAAGAAAUGAAGAGGAUGAAGAGAUGGGCUAGGGGAAGACAGACAGGAGCGACAGGGGUGAUGUGGAGACCUCAGACGGUAUCGGUAAACAAGGGAUCUGUGAUUCAUCAGCAACGGCAAAACACACAAAACCACACAGAAGCACAGACAGAUCAAACAAAUCAAUUUCAUCGAAUAAGUCAUGGGUUCAGAUUAAUCUCAAACUGAAGGACCACACUGCUGGAGACAUCUUCACUUUGAGAGACAUGUAUAAAGUGGCCUUUUGUAGUGUACCAACCACUUUGUAAUGAUUUUGGCAAAUCCACAUGUAGUGACCUUUCUUCUGCUGCAAGGACAGUAGCUGAUGGUCGAUAGGCAGCAGAGUGAGGAUGUGAAAGAAAAGAAGAGACGGUGUUGUUUCUGCUUCUGGAUAAUGUACCUUCAGUGAAUGGAUGUACUCUUAGGUGUGGAGACUCAGCUCCUGCACAGUAUUGCCAUGUUCUGUAUUGACCGUGUUAGACUACUUUGCAGUGUCAUGUAAGUCACUGAAUAUUGAUGCACUUUGUCUAAAUCUCUCAGAGCUACUAUAGAUACAGGAGCCAAAGGCAAAUAACAUUUACACCACAAUAUUAAAGGAUAAGGCUGGUGAUAUUUUUGUUACUGUCAACAAGUGCCAUGAAAAGACAAAAACUAAUUAAGUAUAACUUUGCCUUUCAUACUUCCCAAAUCCCCUUUGCCUGCCUUUAGCUCCUAGCUCCAAGGCCAUUUGUUCCUGGAAAGUGUUUAAAAACAGGCCAUGGAUAUAUACUGUCAUUAAAAAGAAAAAGGCUAAAUAGCUUCUUAAAAGAGGUGGGCACUGUAGUUUUUGGCAAAAGCUGCACAUUCAGGAGUAAAUAAUGCAUUUUUUAGGGACUAUUUUUAGUUGCGGAUGAAUACAGGUUUGGCCCACCAGUGAAUAUUUAUAGUAGCAGUGCAGUAUAUGUAGGUUUGACCUGAAAAACUACAGUGCCCAUGUCCAUGACAAUGAAGAACCAUGUCACCCAGUGUAACAGGGCGUCUAAGUAACAUGUUUUUAAUAGUUUUUGGACCAAUAACCAACAAAGCGAAUUAAAAAUGACAAUUUACUGCAAUGGCAGAUGUAGUGGCUGACAACAUUUGUUAGGAGCAGGAUGAGCUCAUCGUUGGUUUUGGUCUUUUCAUGAUUUUUGCUGACAGUAAGAAAAACAUAGUGUAUCACAAGACUUUUUGUAACUAAAGUGUGCAUUUGUAACUGAAUGUACUAGAGAUAGCCCACUUUUAACUGAAAUGCAUUUGUACAACCGUACUUUGUUUUGCCAGUUGACUGGAGAAAAAUGUUUCUAUGGAUAUUUACAUGAUGUUGUUAUAUAUAUUUUGCACUGUACAGGAACAACUUUUUGUCUGGAUGAAGGGGGAGUAACGUGAUGUAGCAUAGGAAUGCUUUCAAAGUGCUUUAAAACACACUGUUUUGUGUUUGUGCCAGAUUUGAAUAUGUGACUUUUCCAGCUAUUCUAUACUUUAACCAGAAUAGCUGCUUUAUUAUUUUAAAAAAACAAACAGUUUCUUUGGAUGUAUUUUACACACAUGUAUUUUUCCUCCUGUGAGCCACUUGCUGUUCUUUGGCAGUGUGAUUAGCUAUUAGUGGAAUAUGUGCAAUAAAAGCUGUCAAUUACAAAGCUAUUAAAAUAUUAAUGUUUUCACAGUAACGUCAGUAAAUCUAGAUAAUCUGCAAGCUUGUACAUUUAAUUCAAGCAGUGCAGUUAAAACUCUUGAACUUUUAACUAAAUGUCAAAGAGUAGGACUUUCAUUUAAAUGACCAGAUAAAAAUUACAGAAACAUUGUAGGAAAUAUUCUGUACCUGAAAUCAAUGGAUACAGGUGUACUUGAAAGAAAAUUUAUUAUUCUCUAACAAAUAAAA